AUAGCCGCUGGCGCCACCUGUUAAUGAAGUUUGACCAUGAGCGUGCGGAGUGUGUGACAGUUUCCCGCAAUUGUCAAGGUUGACUGUCAGACAACGUGACUAUGAAGAAUACGAGGGACGUUCGCCUGAGGAGGACUCAGAGCGUUACUAAAAUGGAAGAAAUGGCCGAAAGAGAAAAGAAACAAAGGGAAAAUCAACCGGAUCAACCUUGUCACAGUCCUCAAGAUUCCCUUCUUAGUUCGUCAAGUGGAUAUACAAAUUAUAGAGGAUUAUUAAAUUUAUGCAUAAUAUUAUUGGUUUUGUCGAAUACAAGAGUUGCCCUUGAAAACAUUAUCAAGUAUGGUAUCUUAGUGGAUCCGGUUUCGUGGGUUACAGUUUUUAUGGAAAAGCCCACGAGUUCACCAUCUGUACUUAUUUUAUUAGGUUUGAAUUUGUAUAUAGUUCUGUCUUUUCUAAUUGAAAUCAUUACGUUAAAGGGAAUAAUACCAGAAAAAGUCUGUCUGACGUUAGUAACUUUCAACCUGGUUGCCGUCGUGGUGGGUCCGCCGAUGGUCGUAUAUAAUCUCGACUGUCAUCCGGUUAGUGCUUCUGUGGUACUGGGACUUAACAGUAUUGUUUUUAUGAAAUUGGUUUCAUAUCACAUGGUCAACUUCUGGUGUAGAGAACAGAAAAGUCACGCGACAAACAGAAUAAGACGACGAGGAUCGUUUAAAAGAGAGAGACCUUUAGAUUUGCCAAAUGGAGAUUCUAAACAUUAUCAUCAAGUAUCUUAUCCCGAUAACUUAACAUUUAGAGACAUAUAUUAUUUUAUGCUGGCGCCGACGUUGUGUUACGAGCUAAAUUUUCCACGGUCGGCUCGAAUACGCAAGAGAUUUCUAGCCAAAAGAAUACUCGAGAUGUUAUUUCUUGUUCAACUGAUUCUCGGAUUGGUUCAACAGUGGAUCAUACCGACUAUUAAUAAUUCGAGGAAGCCGUUAAAGGAAAUGAAUUAUUCUCGUAUGUUGGAGAGGCUUCUAAAGUUAUCGGUUCCUAAUCAUCUAAUUUGGUUGAUUUUCUUCUAUUGGUAUUUUCAUUCUUGCCUUAAUGCCGUCGCCGAGAUACUUAGAUUUGCGGAUCGACAGUUUUAUCGAGAUUGGUGGAAUGCUGAAACAGUGCACUAUUUUUGGCAGAAUUGGAACAUACCCGUUCAUAGAUGGUGCGUGCGUCAUCUUUAUAAACCGAUGGUCAGAAGAGGUAUCACCAAAGAUAGAGCUAAGAUGAUAGUAUUUAUGGUCUCUGCAUUUUUUCACGAGUAUUUAGUCAGUGUUCCGUUAAAAAUGUUCAGAGUUUGGGCUUUUACCGGAAUGGUGGGACAAGUGCCGUUUGCCAUGUUCGUGUCUCGCUACCUGCACAAUCAGUACGGAAACAUAGCCGUGUGGAUCUCCUUAAUAAUCGGCCAACCUUUAUGUAUACUAAUGUACUACCACGAUUACUACAUUAUUCAUUACGGCACGUUGGAUGCGACGUCCUGAGAUGGAGGUUCUUUUGACCUUCCUCUUUAAAUAUCUGACCCAAUUAUGUUUAAGGAAGUACUUACUUUUUUUAGUCAGAGCGUUAAUUUACUUUUAUCCACCACGACCAAAUAUUUUUGUAUUAUGUUGAAAUAAUUAUCGGGAAAAAGAAAUGUGGUCGAGUGGAAAUUUCAUUACUAUUUCCCAAAUUUUUAUAAAAGUUUUGUAUGAGGAAAUCUAUCGUGUCCGACUCGGUGUCAAGCACAAACGAGAUCAAAUAUUUGAAAAAAUUAGAUAAAUGUGUGUGUGUGUGUGUGUGUGUAUACACAAGGACGUUCUAAAAGUCUAUGGGUCCUGUGGUGAACUACAGGAGUUACGUCAUUCGUUGUUUGUUCUUUUAUGAGUAAAGUAUGGCGCCGAGUAAAAAGAAAUAAAUUUAAGUUACUUUGAUGGCGAGAAUCUGUGGCCAGAAAGAAGUUGCCAAAGAGUUUGAUGGCAGCCAAAUGAUUGGUGGAAAGUCCAAAUGCACCCCUUUAACUGUUUGCACCAAUUUUAUGUCCUCACCAUUGAAAUAACUCAAAUUUGUUCUCUUUACUCGACAUAAAACAAUACAGAAGAUUGACAUUAUUCCUGUGGUUUCGGAUUAAUGGGACAUUCUCAGGCUGCCAUUUUGCACUUUUUAAAAUGACGUUUCUUUUUUUAUUAACCUUUGAUAUUGUGUUAAAUUCUAAACAAUGUGCCAAACGUUACGAAGUUUAAUUAACGUGCAGUUCCGCAAAUAAAGCGAGAGGUAAUGCUUUAACCAUGGGAAAAACUACAAAGAAUCGCCAAAAAAUGGAAACGUUAAACAUUGGUGCUUUCGAGUUACUACAAUUUGUCCUCUGUCAAAGCAUUAUUUUUUCCUUUAUAAUUAUUUCGAGAAAUUUGCGGAUGCAUUUUGAAGUACAAACCGAAACGUAGAAAAUCUUGUACAUAAUUUGCAAAUGGUGGCAUAACCGAUCGAAAACCCGUCCAAACCUAACUCCAUGUCAUUUCCACAAUAAAAGUCCAUAAACCGACAAGCUGCAAUAAUCUAAACAGUACUUAGAUUUAUUAUAAAGUAAAUUUUUUAUUAAUUAUGCAAAUCGUAGAGCAUAAAUUUGUCCGGUUUGCUGUAUUACCUCAUACGUUUGUAAGAGAAGCCACCAUUUGUACUUAUGCAACAAAGUUGUGUGAAUUGUAAUUUUGAAUUUUAUGCAAUCGAUUAGCAGUGAAAAUAAAUUUGUUAUUGAAUAUGACGAAA
Messenger RNA from Centruroides sculpturatus (bark scorpion), 2772 nucleotides. Its product is annotated as diacylglycerol O-acyltransferase 1-like. The coding region runs from base 102 to 1511 and encodes 469 amino acids. Lineage: Eukaryota; Metazoa; Arthropoda; Arachnida; Scorpiones; Buthidae. Gene Ontology annotation, cellular component: endoplasmic reticulum membrane. Gene Ontology annotation, biological process: triglyceride biosynthetic process. The record is from RefSeq and is a predicted model, not a curated record. Gene Ontology annotation, molecular function: diacylglycerol O-acyltransferase activity. The transcript is spliced from 15 exons.